Messenger RNA from Polyodon spathula (Mississippi paddlefish), 3243 nucleotides. Its product is annotated as globoside alpha-1,3-N-acetylgalactosaminyltransferase 1-like. Gene Ontology annotation, biological process: carbohydrate metabolic process. Gene Ontology annotation, molecular function: hexosyltransferase activity. Gene Ontology annotation, cellular component: Golgi apparatus; vesicle; membrane. The record is from RefSeq and is a predicted model, not a curated record. Lineage: Eukaryota; Metazoa; Chordata; Actinopteri; Acipenseriformes; Polyodontidae. The coding region runs from base 66 to 1160 and encodes 364 amino acids. The transcript is spliced from 7 exons.
UUCCGGUAUAUGUGUCUUCGAUAGGUAAGUUGUUCGUAGCUCUGAGAGGUAAUGCUUGUUUGCAUAUGUUUGCUUGGAGUCCAGUGACACAACACCUUGCUCCCGGAACAAUGUGGAAUAAAGGGCGGUCCUUCCUGAUGAUUGGUCUCACUGUCACCGUGGGGUUGUUUACAGUGGUGUAUGUGUUCCGUUCCAACAGGACUCUGCUUUCAGUCCCCAAAUACACAACCUUGAACCCUGAACUGGUUCCCAUUCAAAGAGAAAAGUUAUCAGUGAGGAUUGGUAGCUAUUCGAUGAGUUUACAUUAUCCACAGCCGAAAUCCCUGACGCCACCGAGAUCGGAUGUGAUGACAGUCACCCCUUGGUUAGCACCUGUAGUCUGGGAUGGAACCUUCGACACUUCCAUAAUCAACAGCCUGUACCAGCCACAGAACCUCACGAUAGGAACCACUGUGUUCGCUAUUGGAAAGUACACCCGGUUUAUCAAGGGAUUCCUGGAGACAGCGGAGAAGCACUUCCUGGUGGGCUACAAGGUGAACUACUACAUCUUCACUGACAAGCCUGAAGACGUGCCAAGCGUGGCCCUGGGUCCGCAGAGAAACCUCAACGUCAUUACCGUGUCCAAAUUCUCCCGCUGGCAGGAGAUCUCCAUGAGGAGGAUGGAGAGGAUCCUCAACACCAUCGAAGAGCGUCUCCUGAAAGAGGUGGACUACCUUUACUGCCUCGACGUGGACAUGCUCUUCCACAACCACUGGGGGGCGGAGGUGCUGAGCACCCUUGUGGCUUCAAUUCACCCAGGCUAUUACAAGAAUCUCAGGGAGGUGUUUCCGUACGAGCGCCGGCCUGCUUCCCAGGCCUACAUACCGCUCGACCAGGGAGAUUUCUACUAUGCCGGAGCCAUGUUCGGGGGGCUUAUCCAAAACGUGCAUGCACUAACCAAGACCUGCCACCAGGCUAUACUGAUAGACAAGCAGAAUAACAUUGAAGCGGCCUGGCAGGAAGAGAGCCACCUAAAUAAAUACCUCCUGCAGUACAAGCCCACCAAAGUGCUAUCACCAGAGUACCUGUGGGACGAUACGAAGCCCAAACCGCCUGAGAUCCACUUCAUCCGCUUCUCAACCGUGGUGAAAAACUACGCUGAGGUCCGGGAAAAUGUUUAGACAAGGGGCAUGUUUCAGAUGAUGUGGGAGUAUCUGUUAUUAUAGAGCACCUUGGUACGGAUCUGAAAUAUCACAGUGAUCUUAAAUGAUGUAUUGUUCUCUGUAUGUCAUGUCUUGUUUCAGUCGGCACGUCCCGCUGAUAAAAUCACCUCUAUGGCAUCUCUAGAGCUCUCAAACAUGUCUGCUCUCAAUCACAGCAGGCAAUAUCACUGAGGUUACCAGACCGCCCAGGAAAGCUGGAAUUUAAAAAAAAUGUUGUCCUCAUUUGUUGUCCCGGUAAACAGUAAUGUUAAAUCGUCCCAGUUUUGUAUUUUUUAUUUAUUUAUUAAGCGUAAAACUUUACCCGUGUGCUCAGCAAAUUAACAGCAGAGUAAUUUAUUACACAGUGUUAGCGCCAAUCAAAAAUAAAAUAAAUAAUUCUGGAUUAAGUGUUUUAAGAAUUAAUUAAUAUUCUGUUUAACCUCCUGCACCAUGGCUUGGUUUUUAAAGUUUUAUUUUGGUAGUGCCACCAGUUAGUCUUGAAAUCAAAGAAGUCCCGGUUUUUCGCUCUGGAGAUUUAACCCUAACCAUUAACCUGUCCCCUGCUUGAGUGAAUGCAAGAAAUAUCACAUUUCUUCAAUGUGGUGCUGUAUUUCUUACACCCACUGGGGGCAGAGUUGCUUUACCCGUCAAUGAUAUGCAAAGACUAAUCUUAAAGCACUGAUACAGAAAGUAAAUUAAUUAGUUCAUUAUAUUAUACCAAAACAAUUGCUGUAAUACAUUUUUGCAUGAUUUGAGUGUAUAUAAUAUCUUAUUGAUUAACUGUUUUGGUAACUCCCUUAUUCCUGUUUGUUUAAAUUAAAGCAGUUUGUAUCCAACCCUAGGAGUUUAAAAUAUGUUAAGAACAGAAAGUCACAGAAAGCUUGAUUUUUCAAGAUUGAGCCUCAGUUGUGUAACACUGUGGUUUUAUCAUAUGAGUUAUACUAGUAAACAAAACCAGAAGGUGGUGGCAAACUAUAUAAUAUGAAGUGUAAUCAAAGUAUCAGGCAUCAUUAAACUGUGUGUAAAUGCUUGUGAAUAUUGUAAAUAAGUCUUGUUAUGAAACAGCAUGGGGGCUUAUCAUGAUGUGUGCAUAUUGUCAAAAUACGCAAAUUAGUGAUUGUCUGAUUUACUUAUGUUACCCUCUUUAAAAAUAUGUAUAUAUGUAUGUAUACUUUUUACCUGUGCCUUUUCUUUUUGGUCAAUGCACUGCAGCCGUUUGUUUCGCUGCGCAUGCAUUGAUGUCUGUGUAAGUUGUGUCAGAGAGGAAGUGAAGGUCAUAGGUCGCAUGCUUAGGCAGUCAUAUUGGAUUUUUUUUGAAAAUUUUGGUCAAUUUUUAAAAAUCUUCUCUGGAAGCUCUUAUGGUGGAGAUGUGAAUCUCGGUGCAGUAGACUACUCUUCUGGCCCAGAUUUAGCUGUGUUCAAGAGAAGUCGAUUGGUCACUUGAUUUGCCGGCCAUAUUGAAUUUGUUGAAAAUGUUGAACGGCUUCUGCAAAACUAGCUUAUAACACCUUGGAGAACGCAGAUAGGGUCAUGGUUACUAUGGGACACAUAUAGAAACCAAUGUAUGCUCUCAUAAAAAAGUCCUUUCCUGUGACGUCUGACUUCCUAAUGUAAAACUGCCUACAACUACUUAGAAAGUGCAAACAGAGUACUAGUCACCAGGGAACACAUAUUUUAGCUUUUUGCUGCAAUUCUAAAUUUGUGGUAAUGUAUUUUAAUGAACAAGACGGCACCAUUUAACAACAUAACAUGCACAUGUCCUCUGUGAUGUUCCACACUGAGAUCCACGCUGCUACUGCAAAGUGGAUCAUAUAAGGGAGUUCCACCACUUUGAAAAUCCCAGUUUAACCAUGGUGUCCAUUACUAAAGUGAACUGUAUGGAUAGCCUACACCACAGUGGUACUGGUAAUGUGAAGUUUGACAAAAAAUAAGGGCUAUGGGAAGUGAAGUCUACAACUGAAUUAAGCUCACCGUUUGCAUGAAAGGCAACCAAUCAAAAUGCUUACAUUUACAAUAACACCUUAGAAGCCGAUUGCAACUUUUAGUACCUAUUGUAAACCAC